UCAGAUUGACAGUUUUCUAACAAUCGACAAGGAACGGUAAACAAUAGUGGGUGUUUUUACGUGCUGCGGUGCUGAAUCCUAGUUUUUUGACGACCGUCCGAACAAUUUAAAAUGACACUGACAAAGUCUGUAGAUCAAGUAACAAUCUUGAAAGGCGACAGAUCCAAACUCAAAGAUCUUCUGCGUUCACGCCUGAUAGAAUGCGGCUGGCGUGAUGAAGUGCGUCUUCUGUGUCACAACACGAUCAAGGAGAAAGGCUUCAACCUUACUGUUGAGCAAAUUGUCCAGGACGUGACUCCCAAGGCGCGGGCCCGCGUUCCCGACUCACUCAAGAAGGAGCUACUGAUGAAAAUCAAGUCCAGUUUGGCCGCACAGGAGGGCAUCGAACUAUAGAUCCAACAAAUUAGUUACUGUCCACCAAUAAUAGAACCAUUUCAGCAGUUAUCAUGGAAAAGAACGUUAUUUAAAUCUCUCAAGUAAUUUUUUGUAUGAGUUUUGUGUGAAAUAAAAUUAGCCAAUUUUUAAGUUUUACAUGUGAA
This is a messenger RNA of Hermetia illucens (black soldier fly), 539 nucleotides long. It is a transcript of the gene e(y)2, whose product is annotated as enhancer of yellow 2 transcription factor. Gene Ontology annotation, cellular component: SAGA complex; nuclear pore; DUBm complex. Gene Ontology annotation, biological process: poly(A)+ mRNA export from nucleus; positive regulation of DNA-templated transcription; regulation of transcription by RNA polymerase II. The coding region runs from base 112 to 393 and encodes 93 amino acids. NCBI's taxonomy places the organism in Eukaryota, Metazoa, Arthropoda, Insecta, Diptera, Stratiomyidae. The transcript has 2 exons. The record is from RefSeq and is a predicted model, not a curated record. Gene Ontology annotation, molecular function: transcription coactivator activity; chromatin binding.